UAAACUAAAUUUUAACCCACUCAACCCAACCCAACCCAACCCGUGCAACCCUAGUUGAAUAUAGUGAUGUCGGGUGAAAUUGUGAGUACAAAUAUAAUCAAAGCUUUACAAACUUUUCCUUUCGAAAAAAAAAAACCCUUUGGAACUUUGGCGCGUCUCAGCGUGAUCACUCAGGUCAGAGAGAAAUGGCGUCCAAUGAUGAAUGUAUAGCUAUCAAUCCCUAUGCCGUCCCCAAGAAAAGGAAGAAGAUUAUUGGGUUGGAUGAACUUGUGUCUGAUUUUUAUAAGGAGCAAAGCAAAAAUGUAGAGAAGGAAUCUAAACGAGCAAUGGCACCAAAAAAGAAAUUUUUUCGUGAAGAACAAGAUAUGAAAGAAGCUUCUUUGUCUAAACUUGUUGAUGAGUGCCACACACAGAUGAUAGAACUGAGCGGUGAAGAGGAGACUUCAGAAUGGGGCAUUCAGCUUUUUCGAGACCAGAAAUCGCCACCUAGUCUGUGUCCAGUGGAAGAUUGUGGUCUUUUGAAGUCUUUCAUGAAUAGUGAACUCAAUUCUCUGGUUGAACUUUCUUUGGAGAAUGGAGACUCUUUUAUUGAAGGAUUGCUUGUGGGUGGCUGGCUUACGAAAUUAGUGCUCACAUAUGGUGGUCAUGUAGAAGAUUCAAUAGCUGUGUGGACGUAUAAUUUGGUAUUAUAUUCAACAAAAGAGAAUUUGAGAACAUCCGCAUGUGAUUUCUGGUCUGCUAUUCUUUCAUUGAAAAAAGAGCCUAUCAAAAUAGAUCGGUUUCCUAGCUAUUCUGAACUAAGAAAAGCUCUUGAAGUCUAUGGAUUUCUCUUGUCUAACAUUGGAGCUGCUGAUGCCAAAUCUAGUUGUGUGGGGCCUUCUCAAAAUAUUAGAUCUUGGAUCAAGUUUGUUACUGCUUCUUGUCAAUUUAGAAGUAAGUGGUCUAUUUUUUCAACAUCAGAAGCUGAAGAGUUAGUUGAAGUCAUCAUUUGUUUCUUUUUAGACCGCCAGCUUCAAGGUCUGUCUGUGCUUUUGUAUGAAUGUGCACAAGCAGUUAUUGGUUACUUCACAGACGAGGAAUGGAAUGCCAGCUGUGAGAAAAUUGCAAAAUCUCUUGCAUGCAGAGUACCAAAAGACAUGAACUGCAUAAGAGUUGUAGAAUGCAUUUCUGGAAUUGACGAUCGCAGUAAGCAGCUUAGAAGUGCAGUUGCUUUUGAAAUUCUUAUUGGUUUCUUUGAUAAUAAGGCUGCCCACCCGGAUGACAUCCUAAGAUUGCUUAUUGGAAUUAAUUUGAAGGACAAAAGGUGUGAUCUAUAUAAGAUGUACAUGUACUUAAUUUUAACUCAAAACUGGCUCUUGUCGAAGAAUCUUUUAGAAGACAAUGGAGUUUUGAAAGAAAUGUACAACUUAUAUCUAAGAAACUGCUCUUGUCAAAUAAGCAGCACCGAUCUGAGGACUUUUGCAUCGAAGGUCCGUGACAAGGCCUCAUUUCUUCUACAAGGAGCCACCAAAAUAUAGUCUACUCCAAUAUUAUUAACAAGGUCUUGAAAUGUGUAUAUUUUUGGUAUUUGGAUCUCUCCCAGGUAGUUAAUCUUUACAAUUUUCUUGUGAAUAUGAUUUAAAUUAAGUAUGUGAUCAUGUUUAGGAAGUGCUUACAGCAAUUUAUUCUGGGUAAUCUGUUCCUGCCGUUAUGGAGUUUUGCUGUUAGAAUCUUCUGUGGAAACAUUGUUUUGACUUUUGAGGCUAGGCAUGACAUUGGGUUAUGGAAACUUUAUCCAAACAGAUGGUAUUAUUAUGAUUGGUAUUUGGGUUUUAGAA
Molecule: messenger RNA, 1817 nt
Organism: Cannabis sativa
Lineage: Eukaryota; Viridiplantae; Streptophyta; Magnoliopsida; Rosales; Cannabaceae
Exons: 12
Coding region: 186-1517 (443 amino acids)
Source: RefSeq, a predicted model, not a curated record